CCGAGUUUGCGUCAGGCAGGGAGCUGCGGGCAAGAUGGCGGCGUCCGUACGGGAGAAACAGAUUGCUGCUCUAAAACGAAUGUUAAACUUCAAUGUCAUUCCAGUUAAAAACAGCACCACAGAACCAGUAUGGAAGAUUCUGAUCUACGACCGAUUUGGUCAAGACAUCAUUUCACCGUUACUCUCUGUGAAAGAAUUGAGAGAUAUGGGCAUCACUUUACACCUGCUAUUGCACUCUGACAGAGAUCCUAUUCCAGAUGUUCCAGCAAUUUAUUUUAUAAUGCCAACAGAAGAAAAUGUUGACAGAGUAUGCCAGGAUCUUCGGAACCAACUUUAUGAGUCCUAUUACUUAAAUUUCAUCUCAGCAAUUUCAAGGGGUAAACUUGAAGACAUUGCCAGUGCAGCUCUGAGUACAAACGCAGUAGCCCAAGUUGCCAAGUUAUUUGAUCAGUAUUUAAACUUUAUCACUUUGGAAGAUGACAUGUUUGUACUGUGCAAUCAGAACAAACAGCUGAUCUCAUAUCAUGCAAUCAAUCGACCUGAUAUCACUGAUACAGAAAUGGAAAUAAUUAUGGACACUCUGGUGGAUAGCCUUUUCUGUUUUUUUGUCACAAUGGGUGCUGUUCCAAUCAUACGAUGCCCUCGAGGAAAUGCAGCUGAAAUGGUAGCAGUGAAAUUAGAUAAGAAACUGCGAGAAAAUCUACGAGAUGCCAGAAAUAGUCUCUUCACAGGUGAUAAUCUUAGUGGAGGACAAUUCAGUUUCCAAAGACCAUUAUUAGUCCUUGUGGACAGGAAUAUAGAUUUAGCAACUCCAUUGCAUCAUACAUGGACGUACCAAGCCCUGGUUCAUGAUGUGCUGGACUUUCAUCUGAAUAGAGUAAACUUGGAAGAGACUCCAGGAGUAGAAAAUUCUUCUGCAGGGGCAAGACCAAAGAAAAAAACUAAAAAAACUUAUGACUUAACAGCCACUGAUAAUUUUUGGCAAAGGCACAAAGGCAGUCCCUUUCCAGAAGUAGCUGAAUCAGUCCAACAAGAACUGGAUUCUUACAGAGCACAAGAGGAUGAAGUCAAACACUUAAAGAGUAUCAUGGGGUUAGAGGGAGAGGAUGAUGGUGCUAUUAGCAUGCUUUCUGAUAACACUGCAAAACUUACAUCUGCAGUGAGCUCUCUCCCUGAACUUCUGCAGAAAAAAAGACUUAUUGAUCUUCAUACAAAUGUGGCAACGGCUGUCUUAGAACAUAUUAAGGCUCGAAAGCUAGAUGUCUAUUUUGAAUAUGAGGAAAAGUUGAUGAGCAAGUCGACACUGGACAAAUCCCUACUGGAUAUGAUAUCCGAUCCUGAUGGAGGUACCCCUGAAGAUAAAAUGAGGUUGUUUAUCAUUUACUACAUCAGUUCACCCCAGCCACCUUCAGAGGUUGACCUAGAGCAAUAUAAAAAAGCACUAACUGAUGCUGGAUGUAAUUUGGCUCCUUUAAAUUACAUCAAACGAUGGAAAGCAUUUACCAAAAUGGCAUCAACUCCUGCUAACCUUGGAGGCAGUGGACCAAAACCAAUAAGCUUGCUUUCACGUGUAAUGAAUACUGGCUCACAGUUUGUGAUGGAGGGAGUUAAGAAUUUUGUGCUAAAGCAACAAAAUCUGCCAGUGACUCGUAUCUUGGACAACUUAAUAGAGAUGAAAUCAAAUCCUGAAACUGAUGAUUACAGAUACUUUGAUCCAAAAAUGCUUCGUGGCAGUGAGAGCUCUGUUCCAAGAAACAAAAACCCAUUCCAAGAGGCCAUUGCCUUUGUUGUUGGUGGUGGAAAUUAUAUUGAAUAUCAAAACCUUGUUGACUACACAAAGAGUAAACCAGGUAAACAUGUAUUAUAUGGCUGCAGUGAGCUCUUCAAUGCUAGUCAAUUCCUGAAGCAGCUAUCACAACUUGGAUCUCAGAGUUAAGACCACCAUUGUUCUGUGCAUCUUCAUUGAAAGGUGGGGAAAACACGGGAGGCAAAUUUUAAUACAGCAGUGUCAUGCCAUACUUUAUUUACAUUAUUACUUAUGCUUAUUUGAUAAUUCUUGAUGCAAUUGGAUGUGAUUCCUGUCAUUUUAAUACCAAACUGUAUAUCAUGUAAUUGUUCAAAUAGUUGAAAUAAAUUUGAAAACAGAAAUCUUUAGAGUCAGUAAUUCCAAUUAAUACUAUAUUUCUUGCGAAGAUGGUGAGACAUGGAGGUGCCUUGCAGGCAGCAUGCAAAACUACUAACAACUCUACCAAAUAUGCUUUUUCGGAACUAUGAUCACUGCAAUCUGCAGCCUGUAAUUUCCCACUGGGAAGUCUGCUUUUGAGCUGUCUGCACGACCUGGCAUUUUUGUGGUAUCCUGAAAUAUUCAGCAAACUGGACUCUCGAAAAUACAGAUUAGGACACGAUGGCCAUUGCUGGAGCAUACUUGGGGCCGGACUGAAGCAACAAGGCUUGGGCCUGAGAGCAGAUAAUGAACUGAUGUUUGGCUAUUUAAGCACCGAGCCAGAUUAAAAAGAUUAAUUUGUCAAGGCCGAGAGCAAAAGAUAAACCAGUGUUCAGCUUAGCUCACUACUCUGGGAUGUUUUAUCCACUUCAGUGCUCAACUGACUCUGCAGCUGCAUCCUGAGGCUAUCGGCAUUCGCCUCAGCACUGUCCAUGACUCCACGGCUAUGGCUUGCAGCAUCAGCCUCCUGGAGCAGCUUCAGCACUGAACUAACUCCGUGGCUGUGGAAUUACUUAUAGGGCCUCAACAGUUCACAUUCUGUCUAUUGUGGGUUUGCUUUUUUUUUAUUAUUGAUUGCACAAUUUUUUCUUUAUUUUUCACACAUUGGAUGUAAGCUGGUCUUUGUGGGCUGGGGGUUUUCAUGAAUUCUAUUGUGUUUCUUUGUUUUGUGGCUGCCUGCAAGAAGAUGAAUUUCAAGGUUGUAUAUGGUAUACAAACUUUGAUAAUAAACGUACUUGGAAUUUCA
Molecule: messenger RNA, 2969 nt
Organism: Hypanus sabinus (Atlantic stingray)
Lineage: Eukaryota; Metazoa; Chordata; Chondrichthyes; Myliobatiformes; Dasyatidae
Gene: scfd1
Product: sec1 family domain containing 1
Exons: 25
Coding region: 35-1936 (633 amino acids)
Biological process (GO): endoplasmic reticulum to Golgi vesicle-mediated transport; intracellular protein transport
Cellular component (GO): Golgi membrane; cytosol
Molecular function (GO): syntaxin binding
Source: RefSeq, a predicted model, not a curated record